AUGGCAGAGGCAAACCUCACCCUAGUGACAGAAUUCCUCCUGAUCGCUUUCACUGAGUUUCCAGAGUGGGGGCCACCUCUCUUCCUCUUGUUUUUAUCCAUCUACCUCCUCACUUUAGUGGGAAACUUGGGGAUGAUUAUCGUGAUCCGCGUGGACCGCCGGCUGCACAGCCCGAUGUACUUCCUUCUGAGCCACCUCUCUGCCACGGAUAUCUGCUACUCCUCCACCACCGUUCCUCAGGUGAUGGCUGUGCUGUUGGAGUGUGGGGCAGCUUUGUCCUAUGCUCGCUGCGCAGCACAGUUCUUCCUCUUCACCUUCUUUGGUUCCAUCGACUGCUACCUGCUGGCCCUCAUGGCCUAUGACCGCUACGUGGCCGUGUGCCAGCCUUUGCUCUAUGUUACCAUCAUGACCCAGAGGGCUUGUCUAGGUUUUGUGGCUGGGGCUUACGUGGCUGGUCUCUUCAGUGCCUUGGUGCGGACGGUCUCCGCCUUCUCUCUCUCCUUCUGUGGCAACAAUGAGAUCAACUUCAUUUUCUGUGAUCUCCCUCCACUCUUAAAGCUGAGUUGCGGGGACAGCUACACCCAGGAAGUGGUCAUCAUUGUAUUUGCCAUUUUCGUCAUCCCCGCCUCCAUGGGGGUAAUCCUGGUGUCCUACCUGUUCAUCAUUGUGGCCAUCACGAGGAUCCGCUCUGUGGGGGGCCGGGCCAAGACCUUCUCCACCUGCGCCUCCCACCUCACUGCUGUCACUCUGUUCUUUGGCACCCUCAUCUUCAUGUACCUGAGAGACAACUCGGGCCAGUCCUCACAGGGGGACAGGGUGGUGUCUGUGUUCUACACUGCAGUGAUCCCCAUGCUGAACCCCCUCAUCUACAGCCUGAGGAACAAGGAGGUGAAAGAGGCUGUAGGGAAGAUUCUCCGCAGGCUCAAGCUGUGCUAA
Messenger RNA from Octodon degus (degu), 936 nucleotides. Its product is annotated as olfactory receptor 9Q1-like. Gene Ontology annotation, biological process: sensory perception of smell; G protein-coupled receptor signaling pathway. Gene Ontology annotation, cellular component: membrane. The transcript has a single exon. NCBI's taxonomy places the organism in Eukaryota, Metazoa, Chordata, Mammalia, Rodentia, Octodontidae. Bases 1 to 936 code for a protein of 311 amino acids. Gene Ontology annotation, molecular function: odorant binding; G protein-coupled receptor activity; olfactory receptor activity. The record is from RefSeq and is a predicted model, not a curated record.